AUAUAUACGUCUACAGGGAAGAAUUUCUUCCUCCAUUGUUACAUUGUAACAAACGGGGCCGGGGCCGAACCGGGGAGAAAGGAGGCGGCUUCUCCCGACAAAUCCUGCAACACAUUUGACACCGAACCAAACCAGGCUGGUCCGGGUUUUUAAUUAAAGCGAGAAGACGGAGAAGUUAAAGCCCAGCCGAGAGAAGCCGCCCCGGUGAGGAGAAGGAUAAACGAACACAGAUGUCAGCGGAUUUCUCCAUUACUCCUAUUUCACAUCAGGAGAAUAAGACAUUUAAAUUACUCUUUCUGCACUAACAAAACCUAAAAAAAAUGUUAGGAAAUAAAUCGCAGCUCCACCACCUGACGCCCCGUCCGUCCUUUUAAACAGAUCAGGCAUGCAGCAUUUAAAUCAAACCCGCCGGUCGAACAGACAUCUCUCGUUUUCUUCGUGAUCCCUUCAGUGUGCAAGAACAAUGAGCAUGAAGCCUAAGUAGCCCAAUACAAGCCAAGACAGAAAGUGUUGCAGAUUGACAAUCCGGCCAAGAUCACUUUGGAUCACCGUCGCUCCUCGGUUUGCAGUCUGGAUUCAUCGGGGGUUUGUGGCUCAGAAAAAAAGAAAGAAAAGCAGCUCACAGGGCGUUUAAAGAUUGAUGUGCAGCUCGGAUUGGGAAGAGAAACGACGUGCGAGUUGGUUGGAAUAAGGGUCCCUGUUUCUGCCGCAGACACCAAGUUUCCAUGGAGGCAGGUUCGUCCCUCAGCCUCAAACGACGAUAUGAAGAGGUGGACAACAGCUCUCCAUUCUCUACGCCCAAGGACUCUGACGAUGACAUCUCCAGCAGUGACAGCGCUGACAGCUGUGACAGCCUUAACCCACCCUCCAGCACCGCAUUUACCCGUAAGGAACAGCAGGAGACACACGUUAAAGCCACCUCCAUCCUCAGACAGCACAAGCCGUCUCCGGGGGGUAAGCGGGUACGUUUCGAUGUGGUGACGGUGUAUUACUUCCCCCGGCGGCAGGGCUUCACCAGCGUGCCCAGCCAAGGGGGCAGCUCGCUGGGCAUGGCCCGCCACCACUCCUCCAUCAGACACUACACGCUGGGAGAGUUUGCACGUGAACAGGAAACCAGCCACCGUCACACUUUGCGGCAACACCUGCGCCAGGAGAAGCUCAAUGCUCGCAAGAUGAAGCUGACGAGGAACGGCACGGUGGAGUGCGCUCAGGCAGACCUGCUGACUCUGGAGGACGUGUCAGACGAGGACCUGGACGUGGACGGCGUGGAGGUGGACGACUGCUUCUUCCUUCAGCCGCUGCCCACAAAGCGCCGUCGGGCCCUGCUGCGAGCCUCUGGUAUCGCCCGCAUAGACGCGCGAGAGAAAACCGAGCUCAGAGCCAUCCGCCUCUCUCGGGAGGAAUGCGGCUGCGAUUGCCGUUUGUACUGUGACCCUAGGCACUGCGGCUGCAGCCAGGCUGGUAUUAAGUGCCAGGUGGAUCGAAUGUCUUUCCCGUGUGGCUGCUCUAGAGACGGCUGCGGCAACGUAGCAGGUCGUAUCGAGUUCAACCCUCUCCGAGUCAGAACUCACUACCUGCACACCAUCAUGAAGCUGGACUUGGAGAAAAGGAGGAUGCUGAUACAAGGAGCUGGGGACCAGUAUGCUGAAUCUGACCCAACUUCUUCCCCCUCCUCCACUUGCCCCACUUCCCCGGACCUAUCUUCCGUGGUUGGCCUGGACUCUGAGCUGGAGGAAAGCGAGGUGCACUCAGUUGUGGAGGUUCAAGAUCUCCUGGCAGAGCAGGAUAUUCUGGAGCAAGAGAACGAGACAGCUGUGCUGCACCUGCAGAGCGCAGAGGAGCAGGAGAGGAGGGAGAGGGAGGAGGCUGAAGGGGAAACGGUGCAGCCAGAGCUGAGCGCUGCUGGUCUCACAGAGCAGCCUCUCUGCCUCCUACCCAGUGCCUUGGGAGGGGAGAUAUCUGAGGCGGCGGAGGUGCCCGGUGUGGAGCAGGUCCUCCUCCAGGGACCUUUCCCCACAGGUGCUACCGUGUUGUGCAUCACUGACAACCAGGAGGAGAGCCCCUCUGACCUCCUCAAAGACUCCACUUCCCUGCUCUACUAUCAGCUCAGUCCCAUAGAGCCUGCAGCCUUUCAAACGCUGCCCAGAGCAGAGGAGGAGGAGCAGGCGAGAGAACUUGAUGUAGGAGGAGAUGAGUUUGUGGAGAGGAAACAAGAUGGAGGAGAGGAGAGGAAGGAGGAUAAACAUGAAGACAACACCUUCAGGCAGAGUUUGAGCAAGUCUUUGACCAAUGUGAUCCUGUGCUCAGAGGAAUGUGUGGCAGUAGUGAAGGAGACGCCCCCCAGUCCUCAACCCAUCCUCCCCGAAGAGCAGCGCCAAGAAGAGUCCUGCUUGGAGAAAGACGUCGUUCCACUGCCUCCUGAAGUUUAGUACUAGCUUCUCUGCAGAUAUUUUGCACAAUAGCUUCAUCUAAGAUGAGUAAAUUACACAUUUCACAUUUAUUACUGCUAUAAAGAAGAAUGACUACAGGUUGCAAUCUCUUAUAGUGACUGUCAUUGAAUUAUGCGGAGAAUGAGAUUGAGUGUUACAACACAAGAGGGAGUAGAGAUGCUGAAAGCACAUACAGAUCACUCCCCAGAAGUGUAAUAUGGAUGCAGUUAAAAGGCAAAGUUGUACGUUAUUCAUGUCGGGGGUGACGACUGCGGCCUUAAUGGAAAAACAUGAAAGCACUUGCAUGUAGGAGUCAACGAGAAGUUCAGCGAGUAGUGCUUUGUAAUUUCCAACGCAGUAAACAGAAAACACAGUGUGUGAAUGCUGACAUAAGCCUUUUUGUUUGGUGAUGUAUAAAACUAUCAACACUAAACACAAAUUGUUUCGCAGUGCGCAAGCAGCCGGUGUAUUUACCGGCUCGCUUUCCGUUACAGCAGACUCACGCUGUAUUCAAGCCAAAUGAAGGCCUCCGAUCGUAUCCUCCGCUGAACAUAGACCUAAUAAUCCUGGAAAUACUUGUUUUUUGUGUACUGUAUAUGCAUUUGCAAUGUGCAAGACAGAGCUGAGGUUGCUGCUUUUUUGACCUGUACGCACAUUGUGAAGUGAGGCAGCGGGUGUUGUGACCCUGCAGUGCUGAGACCUGAGGGUAAACCAACACUGAGCAGCAGAUUAGCACUGGCCUUAGCUGUUGCUCUUGCUCACCUUUGACUGCUCGUACAAAUGCAGUCGAUUUGUCAAAAAGAAGAAAAAAAAAAGUUUACCUGUAGUUGCAAUGCCUAUGAUGAUAUUAUUUCUUUGAGUAAUGUGUCUUUUGUGGAUUAGAUACUGUUGCUUUUGAAGUCGAGGUCCUUGCAGUCGUUUUAUUUUGGGGGGAAUGAAAGGAAAUGUUUUUUCUUUCACACUGCUACACUGUAAUGCCAUGUAGUCAGUCAUGUUAUGAUGAAAUGCCAGAAUAGAUCUUCCUAGUCCUUUUUAAAUGCGUCGUUCUGUGAGGGAGAGAUGAUUCUGAAGUAAAAGUAAAAUUUCAUAUACAGAAAAUAGCAUUAAAAAAGUCCAAGAAAACUGCAGCCUGUUCUGUUGAAAGUAGUUAUAAAAAACAAUGUAAUGUUAGUAAUUUAUGGAUCAGAUCGACAACAACCGGAAUUUGUAUGCUUUAUGUUCAGUCUGUGUGUGUGGGGUGUGUAUGUGUGUGCACCUACUUGACAGUUGUAGGUCUACAUGAGAGAGAAAGGUGUGUGUGCAUGCACACGUGUAUGUGCGCUCUUAGAGAUUUUGGAGGGAGGGAUGUUAGUGAGGAUACAUAUUUUAUUCCUAAAAGGUGCUGAUGUUACAGAUUUACAAUUUACAGGUUUUGCUCCCCACCAUCAUGAGAAAUGAGUUCAUGGAGAUGUUUCUCGAUGGCUGAUGUUAGAAGUGUUGGAGAGCCUCUCGUAGGAACGCAAUAGCUACUGCACUGCAAAUCAUUAAUGUGGUGAUUAUGGAAUGAAGUGUUUUGUGAUUGAGUAUGUAAAUGCAAUCGUAUAACAUUUCUAGUCUUUAAAUGUCUUUUUAAGCUAUGUCUGAUUAAUACUGAUCUGCGUAAGUGUGCCGACUCUUCUUACACAAAAUCAGUCCUUUGUUUUGCUGCCUGACAUGACAGCUGUUGCUUUUUGUAACGGCUCGCCUAACACAGGAUGUGCUGCUGUGUAGGAGCUGUCUGAUGUAUUUCUUUGCCUUUUUUUAUUGUCUUAAUAUAAACCUGCUUAAGAGUUGCACCAAAGCAGUGGUUUCAAACCUAAUUAAAUGAUGCUAUCAUCCAUCAGAUUUUAACUAAGCCGUCUCUUAUGGUUAUUGUGAGGCUGCAGACUUAUUGUGGCUCUUUGUGUUUGCGUGACUUGCCUUGACAUAGUACCAUCUUUGAAGUGACGAUGAUUACAAGCUGCCUAUUGUCGAGCUUUUGUCCGUGGCUUUCUACAAAUAGACUUUUAGGUUUGGGACCACUGCGCCAGAUUAACUCCAGUACACUAUGUGAUUGUGUGUUUCUUUGUAUGAAAGGAGUGUGUGAUUGUUGAGAAGACUGAUAAGUUUAGACUUCAUCUAAAAGCUGUGAGAACUACUCUCAUGCUAACUGUUGCCUAAAGUGGACAAAAAGGUUUUUUUAUACAAAAAUGAAAACAAUAAAAUACUCAUUGAAAAAAAUG
This is a messenger RNA of Acanthochromis polyacanthus (spiny chromis), 4669 nucleotides long. RefSeq names its product cysteine-serine-rich nuclear protein 2 (gene csrnp2). Gene Ontology annotation, cellular component: nucleus. Gene Ontology annotation, biological process: regulation of transcription by RNA polymerase II. Bases 726 to 2429 code for a protein of 567 amino acids. The record is from RefSeq and is a predicted model, not a curated record. Gene Ontology annotation, molecular function: sequence-specific DNA binding; DNA-binding transcription factor activity, RNA polymerase II-specific. The transcript has 5 exons. NCBI's taxonomy places the organism in Eukaryota, Metazoa, Chordata, Actinopteri, Pomacentridae.